GUAGUACACAAAAGCUGACUGCAUGUUGUUAACUCCCUACUCUGUCUGUUGCCUGCCUGCCACCCUGUCUGUGUCCCCUGUACUUGCACGGUUGUGUGGCUCGUCACCCCUUGCGCACGCACACCAUUGACUCCAUGUGCGACCACCACAACUGCAGGCCUCCGCACCAGAGCAACAGCGCUUGGAUGAUGCCAUCGGCUUUCUCCGUAAUCAGGCAGAGGGUACACGAAUGGAAGAGCGUCUGGACGAUGCCAUAAACGUCCUACGAAACCAUGCUGAAACACCGGUGGGAGCCGCUGGGGGUUUAGGACUGCAUGGUCUGGGAUCUGGUGCACCUCCUCAUUCCAAUGGGUUGCUUGGUGCUUAUCCACCAACUGCUGGUGCUGGACCAGGUUUAGACACUCACAUGCCUAGCCCUCACCCUGGAACACCAGGAUCCACUGUUGGAGCAACACAGUCAACAGCGGGAUAUCCUGGCUUAACAGGAACACCUGAUACAGAUGGUCCAAUCAAAAUAGAGAGAUUAUCUGGUCCUACUUCCUCUGCUUCAAAAAAACGAAAAGAUCCUCCUGGCAGUGGGCCAGGAGACACCAAACCAGGGGGUAGUGACCUCACUGUUACCGGCGCGUCUGGUCAGGCAUCAGUUAAUUCUUCAUCUGUCCAGAAAGGAUCAAAGCGUUCAAGGAGGUAGUAAGUAUCCUGAUAUUUAUUUGUAGAGUGAAUGUGUGAUGUUAAAUGAGUGAAUGUGUUUUAAAAAGUUAUCAUGUUGAUUGGAUUGAAGUGAGGUGCAGAAGUGUGCAAUGAGCGAGUGAGGUGUGAAAAACUAAAAACAUUUAUUUUAUCUAUUUUAAAUAAUUUGUGUUUAAAUGCAUUUGUAUAUAUGUGUUGUGUGAGUAUGUGUGUGAAUAUGGCUGAACUAAUCACAUUUUCUGUGAGAUAUUGGAAGUUAUUGGACUUACAGAUCUUUGUUAUUGUGAGUAACAUCACUUGAAUCCAUUCCAAAUAAAUUAGAGGGAAUAUAAAACUCUUUAUAUGCAAGUGGCAUGAUAAAGGCUAAAUAUAUGAUUGGGUUGUGUGACAAGAUAAUUUGUUUUAAUGUAGAUAAAUAAUAUUAUCUCUCAGUUUUAAUUGGAUUAUCAGUGCAUUUCACUCACGUUUUGUGCAUUAAGCAUAUGUGCUUAAAUAUCAUGAAUGGUUAGUGUUAAUUAUCAAUGAAUAUGUAUUUAAUAAACAAUUUAAUUUGAGGAAUUAUUAUAGCAUGUAGAUUUAUUGACCUAAGAAAAAAAGAAAGAAUAAAACUGAGAUAAAAAGUUCAAUAUACUUGCGUUUGGGAAUUUCGUGUGUGAAUAUUUGUGAGACACAUGUGAGACCAUGUGGCGUGCCGCCCGGUGCUUCUGUUGUGGCAGUACUGAUGAGGAAGGCUGUGAUGACCCCUCUUCGAAAGCUGCCCGUGAGAAGGAGAGACGGCAAGCCAACAAUGUUCGCGAGCGAAUUCGAAUUCGAGAUAUCAAUGAAGCAUUGAAAGAACUAGGAAGAAUGUGUAUGACCCACCUGAAAACAGACAAACCCCAGACAAAAUUGGGUAUCCUCAACAUGGCUGUUGAAGUUAUUAUGAACCUGGAGCAACAAGUUCGGGAGCGAAACUUAAACCCAAAAGCAGCGUGCCUAAAGCGGCGAGAAGAGGAGAAAGCAGAAGAUGGGCCAAAGAUGGCAGUUCACCAUUUAGCAGCCCAUGGUGCUGUGGGUGCACCACACAUGGCACAACCACCUUUCGCUGCGGUGCCACCGGGUCCACAAAUACCACAUAAUCCAACACAACCUCAGUAGCAGCGGUGGAAUCUGAGCCGGAUGCCAUCCUUGCAGUCUUUGCAUCCGGUCUCUCCACCACCACCUCUCACUCCUACUGGGCGGUGAGCUGCAGAUUAUUCUGGCUCUCUUUCUGCUUUAUGGGUCUGCCAGCAGGUGGUUACUGUUCAGCCAGAUGAUUAUUCCAUCAGACAGUUACUACUCUAUGCCACUAUGGGCCAGUGAUCACACUGCUGGGAGAAGGUGACAGUGUUGUCACCAGACAUCUGUGAUGCUGGUGGAUGGAUACAUUGAUGGAAGGUCAUGUAAUACUGGCAAAUCACCGAACUGUGCUACUGGCUGCUCUGUGCCAGUGAAUGGUGUCUUCUUAUGUACACUCACAAUGCCAUCUGUUUCCAUUCAUAUCUACUUGUUUCCUUUAUGUACAUACUUAUAUACAUAUAUACGAGUGUGUGUAUUAUGGUUAAAUUAUGCUGAACACCAGCAGUAAGCCAAAUGAACAUGUUUAAGCAUUCAUACGAUUAUUGGCCCUCUAAUGACCAUUAAGGCAGAGGUUAAAUUAUACACAGGAGUUCCUUAAUGUUCAUAUUGAUGAAAAAACAUUCAAAUUCAAUUCUUAAAUCUCUAGGGGACCUUCCGUAAAAGUCAAAUUUAAUAAAAACGAUCUGUUUAACUGCUAUGUAAACUGAACUGCAAACUUCGUUUACUAUCAUUUAGACAGAACAUUGUUUUAUACAUGAGGAUUAUAUGUACAAUAAUCUUUGUAUGCAUACGUGCAUUAUAAUUACAUGUAUAUCUAUGCAUGCAUAAAUGUCUUCAUUAAUGCAUGCAUAAAUACCUCAUGUAGUAGUUCUGGAGGGCAAUAGCAUCAAACUCUCUUUUUUGUUUUAAUCAAAUGUUCUCUGUAUCUUAUGGAGCCAUUCAAUUCUCUACUAAUUAAUGGCAUAAUGUACUUGCAAUUUAAAAUUUAAUUCAACAUUUUUAUUCCCCUCCUGAAUGUAUAAAUGUAUAAAAGAACAAAUAUUUUAAUUAUUUAAAACUGAACUUAAUUUGAAUACUUUGCACCACACUGAUAAUAUAAUGAAUGUUUCACAUAACUUCUUGGUAAUUCUAAUAAUAUUUAUUUCAUGUAUGAUUGCUUCAGUUUUCAUAUUGCCUUUCUAUUCAUACCUUGAAGCUUUUAAAAAUUAAGAGAGUAACAGUUGCUUGAUUCUAUAGUUUACUUUUGUAUUUAAGAGUGCUUAAACAUUGAAUUGGUUUAUUGUUGGUAUUUAAUGGUAACAGCCAUUGUCGGUCAUAAACUAAACAAUACUCGCACACAGUGUGUAUGUAUUUAUAUAGAAAUUGCAAAUUGUCCUGCAAUUCCACUGAGAAAGUUGUGAGUGUAGUCCGUAUCUGCUGAUGAAAUUUGAAACUUGCGUAAAUAUUAAUUCAAAUAACCCCCCCAUUAUAUUACACAGUGAUCAAUCAAAAAUAACUUACAGUAAAGCUCCAUUUAUAUGUUUUUCAUAUAUAUUUGUUGUUGUUUUUAAGUGUCUCCUAAAUUCCUAUACUUCCCAUGCUAAAUUAUUUCAGAAAAACGUUUUAUAUUUAUUUGUUUUUGUGUUUACACAUCUCUUUAAGACAUUAAAUGUCCAUAUAAAAUCCAGCAUAAAUCUUGAGGAGGCAAAGGAAUCUGGCACAAUAAGCAUUUUGGCACUUUUGUAGUAAAUAUGAAAUACUUGAGAAUCAAGUAUAAUGGUUUGUCACAAUUGUAAUUGUCACAGGGAAGGGGAGGGGGACUUGAAUUCUUCAUACAUUCAGCAUUCGCUGAGCAGCGAGGUGCUGCUCGCCCCAAUCCCAAAGAGCUGAUGUUUUCGGUGACACCUUUCGGUAGCACCUUUGGGUGUUGAAUGUUCAUCACUCGACAAAUAGCAAGCAACUCAUCCAUAUUUUUUGGGAUUCGGCAAACGGUUGCUCGCUACUCACUGAAUUACGAAUUGUGAAGCCACCUUUAGGUGUGGAGAGAAAUACAAACCAUUGAAGAUCAGACUCUUUAUUAAAAGUGACCUACCUUUCAUGUUAUUUUUUUUUCUUUUUAUUAUGUAUAUUACAUUUUCUUAUUCUAUAGACAUUUUUUCCUUUUAGUUCCCUAAAAAAACAUUUAAAAGAAGUUUUACUGUACUUGAAAAUAAGAAAUAAGUAAAAUUACCUUCUUAAAACAUUUAGAUGUAGAACGAUCUUACAACAAUUUGGUUGUUGGGGGUUUGUAUAUUUAACCUAAUGUUGACUAGUUUUGUUUACAUCAUUUACCUUCUGUAAGUAAUUAAACUGUUGCUUCAUAAAACGAAAUUGGUGAAAAGAGACCCUGACGAAUAUUUUGUAAAUUUACCAUUUUCACUAACAUUAAGAUUAUUUAUCAGUCAAACAAUUCUGUCUAGAUCUUUUUUUUUUUUUAUGAACUACCCAUGGAUUUUUUCAGUGGAAUUUGUUAUUGUUCUUUAUAUCUAUAGCCACAUGCAAAGUGAAAGCAGUGCUUUAAUCGUCACUGAAAGGGAAGUAGAUUAAAAAAAAAAAGCACCAGGUUUUUAGUUCUUAUCCGAAGUGAAUGUUUGUCUGAAAAAGUGAGAACAAUUUCAUGUUGUAGUGAUACCUAAUGUUUGAAUAAUUCAGUCUACUUAUCCACCAAAUAUUAGCGUUUCAGAAAAAAGAGAAAAAAUUGAAUUGGAAGAAAGUAUCUGAUUUUAGUUGUGAGUGGUUUCUUUCCUUUCUUUCUUUCAGCAAACCUUUCUAUGUCUAUGUUUAAAAUUCUAAACUGGUUGAUUGUGCAGAUUUUUUAAUCGGUAUAAUAUGCAUAAUUUGAAAUUUACCAGCAAACAAUUAGAACAGAAAAUCGUUUCAUGUGAAUGCUUGUAAUUUGCAAUAACUUCAAAUAGCGGAAAAUGUUCAUAAAAUAUUCUUAGUGCCAUCAUGAAUGGUGUAGAAUGAAAAUUACUUUGGUUGGAGAAAUUUGAUUUCACUGCAUCAGUUUUUGUAUUGCUUUCAGGCAUUCAAAUUUUGAAACCUUACUUAUUACACAAUUUUUUAUUCACAUUGGUUAAUUAUGGGAGUGCUCUGAGCUGAUUUACACAUUUUUAAUAUACAGUUUGAACAAUUGUGUACUAAUAAUUUUUUGUAGCAAAUCAAUCUCUCUCAUUAUCUACUUCCAUUUCAUUGAGAAGCCAAGCGUGCCUUUUCGUUUGCAUGUAAUUAUAUAUUUAUAUACAUAUAAUAAUGCAUACAGUUAUGGGGUGUCAGCGGUGCAUAUGAUGUAGUGAAAUAACUAUUCCACUACUGACCUGCCUUUUUCAAGAUUGAAUCGAAAAUGUGAAGUAGUGUUAAAUAGACACUGCUGUGCAGUGUUGAAUAUGUUUUUAAAUAAGACCAGAAAUUCUUUAUACUGUUUUAUAAUUUAUUAUGCUGAGCCCUUUCAGGUUGUACAGUGAUUGGCUAGUGUGUCUGUUGGUGGAAAUUUAUUGAAAGGACUAUGUGCCAAAAUGGAGAAAAAUGAACCGUUAUUGAUUAGUACCUCUAUUAGAUAUAAACUUAAGCGACACAAAAAUUUUUUGUGUAACUUUAAAACUUGAGUUUUUUUAUGUCACAGAGAAUACACAGUUUUCAUUGUUAAUCUCUAGCAACUGUAUUAAGUUUUUUAUGUUUGAGCAUGCCAACAUUUUAUUUGAGUGCCAUUAAAUUAGUUUUAGAGCUGAUUAAAUAUACAUCAUUAGCAAUAUAAUUCUUAAUAUUACAUUUGUAAAAAGAAUAUUGCUGAAACUUGUGAUAGUAAAUUCAGAAGAUCAUAUUCAUGUACUCAUAGAGAUCAUAUUAAAUUGUAUGCAGACAUUUUAUUGCAUUACUUUUUUUUCUGUACAUAAUGCUUGAAUUUUCCAUUGACAUUUUAACUGUAACUAUCUGUGAUGAAAUGAAAAAUAUCAAAUUAUGAUUUAUAACACGUUAAUUUUGGGUUAUGUUUGGCAGUGUAUUUUGACUUGAUAGGAAUGCUCCCAGAAUACACACUUUAAUGAAAGCAUCAAAAACAGUCAAAUAAUAAACAAGGAUAUUUAACUAGAUUUAAAACAUAGUUAUCCUGAAUGUAUUUCAUUUCUUUUCUCCCUUUUACUUCAUUUAAUCAAUCGAAUUCAUUUUUGCCUCUACUUUUGUAUCUGAAGUUUUAUAUUUAAAAUGUUUUUUUAUUGUUGAAGAUAAAGUGUGAAUUGUGAGAAGCAGUGAGGAAUACAAGCAGUGGUCUUCCAAAAGUUCUAUUGAACGUGUGAGUGAAUGAUGAAUGAAGUUAAUGAAGGAAUGAAUUUGGGACAUUUAUUUCAUUGAUAUAAGUGUUGUAUUCCCAAAAGAUGUAAUUUUUGCUAACACAAAAAGGAAAUGUUGGUUGGAGUAACUCCCUCAACAUGAAACAGUUUUGCAUGUUUAAUAUUAAGAGUUGUGAUUAUUCUAACUUUCCCAUGAAUCAUAUUUAGUUCAGCAGAUGAAAAGUUUCUAAAGAAUGCUCUUCUCUGAAAUUAACAUCUCUUAUUUUUCCUUUAUAUAAUUUGAAUAGAAUAGUUAAUGAUUUUGAUUUAAUUUUUUGUUAAUGUCUAUGAGAUAAUUUCAGCUAUUUUUGUGAGAUGUAGUCUCAAGUUCAUUACCAUCAGUAUUGGUCGUAUUAUAAAUCAAAGUUCAAUUAUACUGACAAUUGCAUAUGCUUAGUAGUUAUAUCUUUGUUUACAAGUUUUCUUGAUAUAAUCACAACUUGUAAUAUUCAUUCAUCUGGUAGUACUUCUGUUAUUGGGCUAAAUAUUUUAAAUGUUUUAAAGAUUUUAGUAUUUUUAACCGUAAUGUUUUUGUUUGAAAUGUGGAAGGGACAAUUAUGAUAACCCAUUUUGCACACAAUUGGUGUUCCAUCUUUGUGAUAGUCCUCUUAUCAGCUCUUCAUUUCACUCUGACCCCAAUUGAGUGCAGUACACAGUGUUUAUUGUGAUCAUUCCGUGAUGCAGAUAAUAUAGUUGCAUAUUGAUAACAAUAGACAAAAAAAAACAUUCUAAUUGAAGAAUGUGAAGAGUGUGUGAACACUUCAGCAAAUAAUCCGCUCUAUGUGGGGCAUAUCCCUUCAAGUAAAAUUCAUUUUGCUAUCUCAGUAAAGGAAAAUUUAUUUAGUCAAUCAUUACAGUACAUUUACAUGUAUAGUUACUCAGUUGACUGAAUGUCAAUCAUGCCUCAUCGGGAGGACUCUGUGCCUGUAUGAAAGCUCUUCCCAAUUAUUUCCCAAGGUGCUUCUGACACCAUAUGCAGCAAAUAUCUGCUUGGUCUUAAAUGACCUUAGAAGUCUCAAAAUUGCAUGUAAUUGAAAUGGGUUUUUAAAACAAAUAAUAAUUGAUAACAUGUAACAAAUUCUGAUCACAAAAAAAGACAUUUGCUAUAAAAUUGGUCCAUGCAUGGUUUCAGAAAAGUGAUAACGUUAUCUGAUGAUAACAUUGACUGUGAUUGCAAUAAGCAAUGUCCACUGUACCCUCUCUCUCCAUACUUAAUCAUUCUCCUUAAUAUCAUCCAAUAUCUCAUAUUUGUCCUCUUUCUUUCUCUUUUUCGUUUACUUUUUUUAAGUUACUCAAUCCUUUUCGUACUACCUUUCCUUCCUGCAUCCUUAUUUAUUUGAAAAAUUCUGACAUGCAGAUAUUCAGUUUAAAAUUCUAAUACAUUUUGUGCCUGAUAAAGUUUGUAACAUCUGUUACAAAAUUGCUUUUUCUGAAAUUUACAUUUUUAUUACUUUGGGGAAAACAUUUGACAGAAUUCAAAUUUUAAAAAAGUGGUGUGAAUUGUGAGAUCUAGUGUUUUGUUUAGGAAAUUAGAUUGAAGAAUAAAAAUGAACACAGUUCGUAAUUAACAAAAUUUAUCAAUGAUAAAAAAAAUAUUAGGGUUAAAGUAAUGUAUAAUCCAAGUUUACUUUAUAAAGAAACUAUUGCAGUGAAAGUUAUUGCAAUGGUAAUUAACAAUCUUGUUUCUGUGGUUUUCCAUGUUACAUGUUAAAAUGUUAAUGGACAGAAAGAGUAUCAAUUUUUAAUAUCAUAUGGAAAUUCCGCCUUAGUUCUGAGAAAACUUAGCAAAACAAGUUGUAUAUUUUUUUUAUUGACAAUAUUCCAGAACAAUUAUCAAUGAAAUAAUACACAAACUAUCACAAUGUCAUUCCAUUUGUAAAUGGGGAAAUUGUACUGUGAUGAAAUCAUUGUUCUUGCAUGCUGACACCUCAAAGCUUCAUGCUGCCAAAUCUUAUAAAAUUUAUUCUCAUUAAGUUAAUUAUUGUGAUUAUAAUUUAUAUAAUCACUCAGUGAUGUGGCAACUUGUGUAUUAUAUCAUAGGUCAUGUGAUUUUUAGUAUUUUUGUUUCUGUAUUCAUAUUAUUAUAAAUAAAUUGAUAUAUAUUUUUUUAGUUACCUCAUAAGUAUGGUCUCUAGAGAGACCUGGACCAGGGCAAUGAUAUUAAAAAUAGCAGUGUGACUGUGGCUUGGUGUCAAUAUGCUAUAUCUAGCCAAGCUGGGUUUGACAAAGCAGUUGGUGUAUGAUUUGUUUAUAUUGUAGUGUAAAUAUCUGAGUAAUAAAAGUGUUUCUCUGGUUUUGUAAGAAAUAGAAUUGAUGCAACCUCUUGUUUCACAAACUUUUGUAAUUUUUUUUAUUUCUUUCAUGUUGUAUUUUAAAGAUAAUAUUCAAUGUAAUAAUAUAAAUAUAAGUUGCAUAAGAUGAGUUUCUUUCUUUUUUUAUUAUUUAUUUAUUUAUUUGUCUAUCAUCCAGUAGUCGAGGAAACCAUUUCAAGACAUUAUUUUAGUUUAAUUUGCCCUGUACUUCAGAAAAUGAAGUAGGCCUGGAUAGUCAUACAGGGUAUAUUUCAGUUCAGAGGUGUAUAUAAUUCGUUAGUGACAAUUUUGCUGAAGAAAGGGAAGUGUUACUGAUAUUCUUUGUCAUACCUCUUUCGACAAUACUUCAUAUAAUUAUUACACAUGAAUUAAAAAUUAUAUUGACUUAAAUGUUUUAUGAAAUCAGAAUAUUUCUGGCCAUUUAUACUAACUGCUCAAUAACCCAGUUUGUCUAAAGAAAUUUUUCUCUUUUACUAUACAUUUGUAAUCUGCAUGUCUUAUCUGAAUUACAGAAUGAAAACAUUUUGGAUUUUAUUUUAAUGGAAUAAAGAACUAGAAUCUGGUGUAUUCUCAGGGAUAACUUUGUGUAGAACAAUGUAGGUAUUUUUAUUUUGUUAUUCUUCAGUAAAAUAAUUUUUUUACUUUGAAACUUUGAAUGUAAUUAUGUAAUUAAAUAUAUUCAGUAGGAUAGAUAAAAUAAUGCUCAAUUCCAAAAUAUAGUGAAAGAGGAAGUUUGCAAAAUAUGGAUAACAGAAGCUGCUGAUACUAGAGGCAGACAAACAACAUAAAAGAAACCUGACACAAGCCCAGCACUUUGUACAACAUGUUUCUAUUAUAAUCCUGGUACUACAUGGAAUGUGAAUUGACGACAAGCUAUAUUAAUAAUGAUUUAAAACUGUUGCUUUGUUGUUUUUUUAAUUAAAUGUAAUUGGUUGAUUUUGAGUAAUACAGCAAAAACAUAUACUUUGGGCUCAUUUGUAUGAAUAAUUACCAUAAGCCUAGAAGAUUUUUGAUCUGUAAUUGGUGUACAUAAAGAGGGAAGUAGAUAUUUUUUAAAUGAAUUGUCAUUCUUCAACAAUGUGUCUGGUAAGACAGGCAACAUUUAGGAAGAAUUAAUUUGUAAUUCCACUAGCUUUCAGAUAUUGUCUGUCACUUGCCAAUUACAGUACUCCUGCGGUAGGUAAACCAUAUAUUGGCUUUGCCAUUGCUGCAGAUAUUUAAUUCACAAUCGUUCUUGUGACUUAAAAUCCCUGUAUGUAUAUCUAUAAAUAUACUGUCAGUUGUGACAUUUUUUAAAAAUAUUACUUUCUAAUUUGUUUUAAAUACUUUAUUUUCUUCCCACAUUAAUUAAAUUAUUACAUAAUUGGCAGCAUAGGGCUUCUGCCUGCCUGUUGGUUUCCUCACACCUAUAUGCAUUUGAAUAUGCAGAUAGGUAUUUAGAUAAAUCUGAAGGCUUUUUUCCUUUGGCAGCAACAAUAGGUUUCUUUUGUUUCACAGAACCUCUUAAAAAACUUCUUAUGCUACUGGCUCUUCUCAAAAACUUUGAGCCUGUUUUAAGGAAAUGUUUAUAUACAUAAAUGUGUAUAUGCAUUAAUCCCUAUGAAAGGAGAUAACUGGAGAGGAGUGUAUAUGGCAAGAUAUGACCUCCAAAAAUGUUCUGCAAAUCAUUGAGAAAUUCAACUAGUGCUCUUAUUUGAAUGAGAGAGAUAUAUAAAUAUAAAUAUAUAUAUAUAUAUGGAGAGACAAUUUUUGACAAAAACAAAGUGUAGUCUCUUUUUUUAUAUAUAAAGAUAUUGAUUUAUGAAGAAAAUGUUUUAAAAAAGAAAGAAUGAAUCUGAAUGAUUGAUUUGAUCCCUUGUAUAAAGCUCUUGUGAGGAUGACAUGUGUGAAUGAGUUGACUUUUGCUUCAUGGAAAGGUUUAGGAUGUUGAGAGAUAUUCUAGAAAAGGUUUACUUUCAAACUUAAUCAUGAAAUUAUUUUUAUUUGCAUUUUAAGUGAUGCAUUACUAUUUUCUGUUUUAUAACUACCAAAUCCUGGCAGACAUAAUAAUGCAGAAAAAUACAUUAAGAAAUAGUUUUAAUAUUUAAAUUACAUGAUUUGAGAUUUAUCUAUAUAUAUAUAUACAGAAAACACCAUGAAUUUGGAUAAAUGUAUAGGAUACAUUUUCGUGAACAAAAUUGAUUUCUUAGGGAGAAAAAUCAUAUAUUUUCUUAAAGUGGGCAUAUAAUGUGACUUGUGAUAUCUAUCAGCAUCCUUGAAAGGUCCAUUCUGUGAACCGUGUAUAGUAAAUAUUAUAAUUACAAAUAAUAUAACCUUUUGUGCGAGGAAAAUAGAAAUUGAUUGAGAGAUUUGGUGAGCUUGAAAAUGUCAAAUAUUUGGCACCGAAACUGUUUUACAUUGUGAAUGUUCGUGAAAACAAGUUGUAAUUCUAUGACUACAGGGAAGAACUAGAUUGUUAAAAAAUCUAAACUGUAAGCUUUUAGUGUUGAUAUAUUUGUGAGAUGAUGUUGUGAAGGAUGUAUUGUAAAUAUUAGAAAAUACAAUGGGGAAUCUGUUACAAGUUGAAUAUCAACAACAGAAUGAAGUAUGUGUUAAAUUUUGUUAGAUUCGUUGGACUUGUCAAGUUCUUCCCCGGUGCCAUAGAAAGGGUUUAUUGAUAAGUGCACAUUUGGCACAGUGAAUUU
This is a messenger RNA of Gryllus bimaculatus (two-spotted cricket), 11127 nucleotides long. The record is from the annotation of a GenBank genome assembly. Lineage: Eukaryota; Metazoa; Arthropoda; Insecta; Orthoptera; Gryllidae.